This is a messenger RNA of Neurospora tetraspora, 1068 nucleotides long. RefSeq lists its product as uncharacterized. The record is from RefSeq and is a predicted model, not a curated record. Bases 1 to 1068 code for a protein of 355 amino acids. Lineage: Eukaryota; Fungi; Ascomycota; Sordariomycetes; Sordariales; Sordariaceae. The transcript is spliced from 2 exons.
AUGGUCGGAUCAAGCCUCACUCUGUCACUUCUCGGCCUUGGUGUCGUCCAUGCCUUGCCAGCUUCCAAGAAGGUGGAGGAGCGCCAAACCCUCAUAGGAGGUGGCUGGAGCGACUUCCAUCCCGGUGACGGCAAAGCCCCCCCAACCUGCUCCAUCAACAUCCCCAUCUCUCAGCAAGCCCCCUGCAUCUUCUUCCCCAUUCCGGGCACCAUCAGACCCGGCAAGGAGAAACGACAAACACUUGGUCCUGGCUGGAGUGACUUCCACCCCGGGGAUGGCAACACCAUUCCCACUUGCGAGAUCUCGCUGCCCAUCAAGGAACAGCCACCCUGCAUCUUUUUCCCAAUCCCGGGGGAGAUUAGGCCAGGAAAGCGAUCUUUCAGCCUCCCGGCGGACUAUGCCACCAACACCAAGCAAGUUAUCCUUCAGCUUGAGAAGCAGCUGGUGGCUCUCCAAAACAAGAAGAACAAGACUUCCGAGGACAUCGACGAUAUUCGCGCCAUCAAGGCUGCCCUCAAGUACUUGGCAAAUAUCGAUCAGAUUUCCGCAUCGCCUGGAUCCGAGACUGGCUUCACUCCCGGCAAGCGGUCCUUCUCCCUGCCUGGCGAUUACGCGAGCGACACCAAGAAGGUUAUCCUGCAACUCGAGAAGCAGUUGAUUGCCCUCCAGAACAAAAAGAACAAGACUGAUGAAGACUUGGCUGAUAUCCAAGCCAUCAAGUCCGCACUCAAGUUUCUAGCCGGCAUUGACCAGAUCUCUGCGCCCCCAGGAACUGAGACUGGUUUCGUUCCCGGAAAGCGCGAUGCCCUCUCCGUUGGCGCUUACGCUUCAGUCUGCCCUGGGCUGGAAGGUGCUGAGAUUGCUCUCGAGACUCUCUUGCACAAACCCAAGCCAACAGUGCAGGAGUACAUCAUCAUCCAGAAGUUGACCAACUUCCUUGCCGGAUGUGGCAUCGCCAUCGUCAAGUCUCCUGAUGGCACAUGGACUAUCAUCAAGCCCUCCGACAAGAAGCGAGGUGUCGAUACCGAGGUCGCCGUUGCCACCCUUCCACUUGAGAGCAGGAUGUAG